This is a messenger RNA of Chenopodium quinoa (quinoa), 562 nucleotides long. RefSeq lists its product as uncharacterized. The record is from RefSeq and is a predicted model, not a curated record. Lineage: Eukaryota; Viridiplantae; Streptophyta; Magnoliopsida; Caryophyllales; Amaranthaceae. The coding region runs from base 11 to 490 and encodes 159 amino acids. The transcript has 2 exons.
CACCUUGGCUAUGGGAAAGCCCUACCAUCCGGGACGGGUAUUAGGUGCUAAGGGGAGCUUGCUAGGAUGGGAGAAGGUAAUGGGUCCCAAAUAUACCAAAUCUGGAAGAUCCCGAGCAAGUGUGAACUCGCCACAGAACUUCGAUGCCACAGUGGCAUCAAUUAAAGAACAAGUGCGCAAUGAGAUGCGCGAAGAGUUCAAUGCAUGGGUGAAGCAAAUGAAUUUGCCGACCUUGCCCUUUUCCUCGACAACACCGGCCGACUCAAGUAGCCACCCACGAAGAGAAGGAGAACAGGAGAUAAAUGCACGCGAGGAGAUUGGUACUCCUUCACAUGCGAACUCAAGGGGGCUUGAUACUCCGACACCUCAUCACUUUCCUAUUCUACAGGUGAUUUUUUACUUACUUGUUUGGAUAAUGAUAUUGGUUUUUGGAUUGUGUUAUGAAAUGGUGUUUCUUCGCUGUGUUGUGUUGUUGGUGUUGCUUUGUUGAUGUGAUCUAUUGUUGUUGUUUUCUCUUCCUUCUCCUUCUCCUUCUCCUCCUCCUCCUCCUUCUCUUUCUUCU